AUGAAGUUUCAGCAUAUGCUUGGUGCCACGGCGGCACUUGCCACAGCUGCAACUGCCGUCAACAUCACUGGCUACGAAUAUGUCAUUGUUGGCUCUGGUGCUGGCGGAGGGCCUCUCGCUGCUCGUCUUGCCCUCGCUGGCCACAAGACCCUGCUCCUCGAGGCUGGCGACGACCAUGGAGCUGACAACAACUACACGGUCCCAGCCUAUAGUGUGAGGAUCUCAGAGCAAGAGGACGUCGCCUGGAACUUUUUCGUCCACCACUACGCCGACGACACCCGCCAGGCUCGAGACUUCAAGACCAGCUACAAGACCCCGGAUGGCUCCAUCUACACCGGAUUGAACCCUCCCGCGGGCUCCCAGCUGCUGGGUACCCUCUACCCACGUACCGGAACACUAGGAGGAUGCACAGCACACAAUGCCUUGAUCGCAGUCUACCCCCAUGAGUCAGACUUCGAGUACAUCGCGUCACUCACUGGAGACUCGUCGUGGUCUUCGGAGAACAUGCGCCAGUACUUUGUCAAGCUGGAGAAGAACCAGUAUCUGCUGCCUGGACAGGUUGGCCACGGAUACGAUGGCUGGCUCGAGACAGAGACUGCGCCUCUCAGCAUCGUGACCGGAGAUCCGCAGCUCCUCAGCAUGCUUACCGGCGGAGCAUUCGCUCUUGGCAACGAAACCAACCUCGUCAUCAACUUGGACACGUUGAUCGCCGGCGACGCAAACGCGGACACUACCACCCGCGACACCGUGCCUGGCUACUACCAAAUCCCCAUCGCAACCAACUCUGCACACCGUGUUGGCUCUCGCGAGUUCGUGGUGGCUGUUCGGGAUGCUACCAAUGCGGAUGGCAGCAAGAAGUACCCCCUUGACGUCCGCCUCAACACCCACGUGACGAAGAUCACGUUCGACCAGACCGUCUCGCCACCACGUGCAACUGGUGUUGAGUUCCUCGACGGCCAGUACCUGUACAAGGCCAGCCCCAAGAGCAGCGGUGCCUCCGGCACUCCUGGCUCGGCCACAGCAUCUCGCGAGGUCAUCAUUGCCGGCGGUGUCUACAACUCCCCCCAGAUCCUGAAGCUCAGCGGCAUUGGUCCUAAGGAUGAGCUCACCAAGUUUGGCGUCCCCGUCGUCGUCGACUCUCCUGGUGUUGGAACCAACCUCCAAGACCACUACGAGAUCACGGUCCAGGGCAAGAUCGAGAACAACUUCACCGCUCUGGACGGCUGCACCUUCGACGAAAGCGCCAACGACAAGUGCCUCGACCGCUGGGAGAACCCCGUCCUGGGCGACCACGGGCUGUACUCGUCCCCCGGCCUCGCCGCCGCCAUGUACUACAAGAGCACCGUCACCGACAACAACGAGUGGGACGCCUUCGUCUUCGGCGGCCCGGUCAACUUCCGCGGCUACUUCCCGGGCUACAGCGUCAACGCCACGGCCGAGCACAACUGGUUCACCUGGGCCAUCCUCAAGGCCCACCCGCGCAACAACGCCGGCACGGUCAAGCUCCGCUCCGCCGACCCGCUCGACGUCCCCGAGAUCACCUUCAACUACUUCGACACGGGCUCCGGCGACUACCAGAAGGACGUCACCGCCCUGACCGAGGCCGUCGGCCUCGCCCGCGACGCCUUUGCCCGCCAGCUCAUCAACGUCACCGAGAUCCUCCCCGGCGCCGACGUCCAGGGCGCCGACGCCGUCGGCCAGUACGCCAAGGACACCGCCUGGGGCCACCACGCCUCCUCCACCGUCCCCAUCGGCGCAGACAACGACCCCAACGCCGUCCUGGACUCGAGCUUCCGCGUCCGCGGCGUCGCUGGCCUGCGCGUCGUCGACGCCUCGGUCUACCCCCGGAUCCCGGGCACGUUUACCGCCGUGUCGACUUACAUGGUGGGCGAGAAGGCGGCGGAUGUCAUUCUGAGCCAGCUUAAUGCCACGGCCUCUGCCACGAAGAGGAGGUAG
Molecule: messenger RNA, 1956 nt
Organism: Diaporthe citri
Lineage: Eukaryota; Fungi; Ascomycota; Sordariomycetes; Diaporthales; Diaporthaceae
Exons: 1
Coding region: 1-1956 (651 amino acids)
Molecular function (GO): flavin adenine dinucleotide binding; oxidoreductase activity, acting on CH-OH group of donors
Source: RefSeq, a predicted model, not a curated record